Molecule: messenger RNA, 1035 nt
Organism: Diaporthe citri
Lineage: Eukaryota; Fungi; Ascomycota; Sordariomycetes; Diaporthales; Diaporthaceae
Exons: 1
Coding region: 1-1035 (344 amino acids)
Biological process (GO): regulation of mRNA splicing, via spliceosome
Cellular component (GO): nucleus
Molecular function (GO): mRNA binding; zinc ion binding
Source: RefSeq, a predicted model, not a curated record
AUGAUUUCUUCCGAUACUCAUCAACGGAAUGGCGGUUUCCCAAGAAGCGAACGAAGAACACGCUGGGGCUCAGAAACCCCGACUGCAGAACUCAAUGGUCUCAAGACUGCCAUUACCACAGCCAUGACACCCGAACAGCUCGAUGCCUACAUCCUCCACUUCCGAAUCGAGGAGAUCGGCCGAGAGGCCCGUUCUGCUGACCUCACACAGCGAACUGACUCAUCAAGAUCGCCAUCGCCGCCACCGGUGUACGACUCGUCGGGCCGCCGCAUAAACACCCGCCAGCAACGCUACCGCCGACGACUGGAGGACGAACGCCAAGCGCUGGUUGGUUUCGCCAUCAACACCAUCCCGCGCUACGAAGCCUCUCGCAACUUCCGUGGUUUUCAGCGCCAGUUAGUCACUGAGAAGGUCUACAUCCCGGUAAAAGACUUUCCCCACGUCAACUUCAUCGGCCAGAUUCUCGGACCACGCGGCCGGAGCCUCACCGACAUGAACAACCAGUCCGGCGCCAACAUCGCCAUCCGAGGCAAAGGCUCAGUCAAGGAAGGCAGAGCAACCCAUUCGCGUACCCACAGGAAAGCUAGUAUUGAAACUACUGACGACCAACAGGAACCGCUCCAUUGUCUUAUCAGAGCUGAGACACAGGAGAAAGUGAACCACGCCAAGAAGCUCGUCAACGAGGUCAUCGAGGCUGCCGCCUCCGCCCCUGAGGACCAGAACCAGCGGAAGCGAGACCAGCUUCGCCAGUUGGCUGUCAUAAAUGGGACAUUCCGCAACGACGAGCACCAGGUCUGCGAUAACUGUGGCCAAACUGGUCACCGGCAUUACUUCUGCACGAUACCUGCAAGGUUCGUAGCCGGUGUCACUUGUUACUCUUGCAAGAACGCCGGGCACAUUGCUCGUGAUUGUCCACAAAAGGGCACAGGGUCAGGAAAAGUGCCUCCAUGGAGGAAGGACAGGAUGGCUCGGCAGCCAGAGGCCACCGGUCACGAUGUUGAAUUCGAACAGCUCAUGUUAGAGAUUGGCAAAUAG